Messenger RNA from Malus domestica (apple), 1245 nucleotides. Lineage: Eukaryota; Viridiplantae; Streptophyta; Magnoliopsida; Rosales; Rosaceae. The record is from RefSeq and is a predicted model, not a curated record.
AUUGUUUAGCCUUAACAGUUGUUUAAUCAAUUUCAAUUUUAUUGCCAUGGCUUGUUAUCUCUUUCAACAAAAUGGGUUUUCGACAUCAUUUUCAGAUUCACCUCCAACUCAUUAUGCUCUAAAAAUCCGGUCGUUUUCAGUGCUAACCAAAACUUCAGCUGACGAAUAUGAGUCGGAAUUUGAAGCUGGAGGAUACAAAUGGAAACUAGUGCUCUACCCGAAUGGAAACAAGAAGAAAAAUGUGGAAGACCACAUAUCUGUUUACUUGGAAAUGGUUGGAGCUGAUUCACUUCAGACUGGAUAUGAAGUAUAUGUUGAUUUCAGGUUCUUUUUGCUUGAUCAGAAUAAAGGCAUGUUCCUGGUUCUUCAAGAUGCCAAUAAAAAGGAAAAAUGUUUCCAUGCGAUUAUGCAUUCUUCGGGAUUUGAUAAGCUUAUCACUCUUACAUCAUUUACUAAUCCUUCCAAUGGAUAUGUCAUUGAUGAUAAUUGUGUGAUUGGAGCUGAGGUCUUUGUUUGUAAAGAAAGAAGAGCUGGCAAAGGAGAGUCAAUCUCGAAGAUCAAGGAUGCUGUUAAGUGCAAGCAUGUUUGGAAGGUUGAGAACUUUUCAAAGUUAGGUACUGACUGCUGCAAAUCAGAACCAUUCACUGCUGGAGGACGGAAAUGGAAGAUAAGUCUCCAUCCCAAGGGAAAUAACCUUGGAAAGGGUACUCACAUAUCUCUUUACUUGGAAUUGGUUGAUCCUGAAAAACUUGCUGGUUCCAAAGUAUAUGCAGAGUUUUCCCUGCUCAUUGUAGAUCGAAUGUAUGCCAAACAAGAGGGCCAAAAAGCUAACGUCUGGUUCAGUACCUCAAAUUCGGAGUGGGGCUGGCCUAAGGUCAUUUCGCUGGCCACCUUGAAUCAGGCAGGCAAUGGGUUUUUAGUGAAGGAUACUUGCAUAGUGGAGGCAGAGGUUGCUGUCCAUGGAAUUGUAACUGCACUGUAGGCGGCAUGUCGUUUGUUUUGGCUGUUGCUAAAAAGAUGUUACGAUUGAAAGGACUAAAUGCCUUGUCACUGUGCAUGGUGUUGUAAAAGCACUGUCUAGAUGUGGGUGUACCAUAGUUCUAAAAUCCUCGUUCACCAAAUGACUUAUGAUUGAAGGGUAUUUUGUUGUUUUUAAUUAAUUAUGGCUGAAGUUUGUGAUUUUUGCGAAUUGGAAGGCCGGUUUUCUUCUUUAUAAGUAUGUUAUGCAUAAAACAUAUUGAACCA